AUGGCAUCUGCAGUGGUAGAUCAUCCGUACUAUCCGCUCGACAUCGCCGUCCCUAACUACUCCCCCUCGGGAUGGUCCGUCGAAGCGCUCUUCGGAGUCUUCGGAGCGGCUGUGGUUCUCGUGAUCGCCGUCUCGUGGCUAUUCACCCGAUCUUGCCGCCACAUGUCAGCUCUGGAUAGAGCCAUCUUCUGCUGGUGGGCCGUGACGGGGUCGAUUCACCUGGUGCUGGAGGCCACGUUCGUUGCGUUCCCGGACCUCAUGAGCAGCACCAGCAACGCCUUCCUUCUUGAUGCGUGGAAGGAGUACAGUAAAGCCGAUUCACGUUAUGCCACUCGAGACGGCUGUGUGCUCUCCGUUGAGGCGGUCACUGCUUUCAUUGAAGGGCCCGCCUGCUUCCUCAUAUUGUACGCCGUGGUAGCCCGUAAGCCCUUCUCUCCGCUUCUCCAGUUCGCCGUCUCCCUCGGCCAGCUGUACGGCGACGUCAUCUACUUCGCGACGAGCUUCCUGGAAGGUUCCAAGCACUGCCACCCGGCCCCGAUCUACUUCUGGGUCGCCCCUGCUCUGCGCGUUCCUGAAGAAGCACGGCAACCCGGAGCACCGCGAAGUCACCGUCAACGGUGUGGACCAGAACGGAGACGCUGCAGAGCACAAGUUCGUGCUUCACGAGCGCAAGUUCCCAGGCCAUACGACUGGCGGGGACUACUACUCCUGCAAGGCGGUGUGCCAGGAGUUUGCGAGGGUCUGCGUUGCCCGACUGGAGUUCCGCCUGGAAGACCUCAAGGACCUGGCCGGCUCCAAGCUUUUCCGGCCGUCAUGCUAUCCCGACAACAACGAGGAGCGGAUGAAGAAGUGCCGCGAGUGGUUGCGCAUGCUUGA
Messenger RNA from Closterium sp. Yama58-4, 876 nucleotides. The record is from the annotation of a GenBank genome assembly. Lineage: Eukaryota; Viridiplantae; Streptophyta; Zygnematophyceae; Desmidiales; Closteriaceae.